This is a messenger RNA of Cucumis melo (muskmelon), 2071 nucleotides long. RefSeq lists its product as uncharacterized. The transcript is spliced from 12 exons. The coding region runs from base 1 to 1473 and encodes 490 amino acids. Lineage: Eukaryota; Viridiplantae; Streptophyta; Magnoliopsida; Cucurbitales; Cucurbitaceae. The record is from RefSeq and is a predicted model, not a curated record.
AUGGAAGAAUCAUUCGUUAAGGAAAAACAGAAGAAGGAUGAUGAAGAGAAACACAUAAGCUCUAAUACCAGAUCAGAUGUUAUAAUUGAUUGUCAUACUAAGGAGGAGGAGGAGGAGGAGGCGGCACCAACGAUCGUGGAAGAGGCGCCGUUGAGACAGAAGACGAAGAGAGUUGCAACGUUAGAUGCCUUCAGAGGUCUUACUAUUGUGUUGAUGAUAUUGGUAGACGAUGCUGGAGGAGCUUAUUCAAGGAUUGACCAUUCACCGUGGAAUGGUUGCACUCUGGCGGACUUUGUGAUGCCAUUUUUCCUCUUCAUUGUAGGAGUUGCCAUUGCCCUCGCUUUCAAGAAAAUUCCGAGUCUAAAAACAGGAGUGAUGAAGAUAAGUUUAAGGACCAUAAAACUUGUGUUUUGGGGUCUAAUAUUGCAAGGUGGAUAUUCUCACGCUCCUGAUGAUCUUCAAUAUGGUGUUGAUAUGAAACACAUUCGAUGGUGUGGCAUUCUUCAAAGAAUAGCAUUGGUUUACUUUGUAGUAGCUAUGAUUGAAGCUUUCACCACCAUAGGAAAACCAAGAGUCAUCCUGGACCAUGGCCAUUUCUCCAUUUUCACUGCAUAUCGUUGGAUUGGAGGAUUUGCAGCUUUCGUUAUAUACAUAAUUAUAACUUAUGCACUCUAUGUUCCAAAUUGGAGCUUCUCAGUGCUAGAGGAUGACCAACUGCUCCAUCAUUACACAGUUGUUUGUGGAGUUAGAGGCCACUUGGGCCCUGCCUGCAAUGCUGUAGGCCAUGUUGAUCGCCAAGUUUGGGGCAUUAACCAUCUCUACUCCUAUCCUGUUUGGAUUCGCCACAAGGACUGCACGUUUAGCGCACCGGACGAAGGCCCUCUUCGAGAUGACGCUCCAAGUUGGUGUCUAGCUCCGUUCGAGCCUGAGGGCUUGUUGAGCUCCGUUUCAGCCAUUCUUUCUGGCACCAUUGGCAUCCAUUAUGGCCAUGUUCUGCUUCAUUUCAAGACUCAUUCUCAAAGGCUGAAGCAAUGGGUAGCAAUGGGUUUUGGCUUCUUUAUUAUUGGCAUCAUCCUUCAUUUCACAAAUGCCAUUCCCAUUAACAAACAGCUUUACAGCCUUAGCUAUGUCUGCUUCACAGCAGGAGCAGCUGGGAUAGUCUUCUCAGGUUUCUACAUUCUGAUCGACGUUUGGGGUUUCCGAAAGCCAUUCUUAUUUCUAGAAUGGAUUGGAAUGAAUGCAAUGUUGGUGUUUGUAAUGGCAGCUCAAGGAAUUUUUGCAGCUUUUAUUAAUGGAUGGUACUAUAAAGAUCCUGAAAACUCCCUAGUUCAUUGGAUUCAAAAGCAUGUAUUCAUCAAUGUUUGGCAUUCAAGAAAAUUGGGGACUCUGCUGUACGUGAUAUUUGCUGAAAUAGCAUUCUGGGCAAUAGUAGCUGGGAUUUUGCACAAGCUUAGAGUGUAUUGGAAACUAUAAAAAAAAUUGGAAAGAAAAUGAAGCAAAACUAUGGGAAAUCACCAAAUUUGUGCCAUUAAUUUUCUUUCAUUUUCUAGUCGUUGGUUUGAAUCUUCUUUUCAAAUAUUUCUACAUGCGACGGUACUUUUGUAAAACAAGUAAUGCCUUGAUGAAUGAAAAAACAUUAUGUAAUCACUAGAACCUUUGUAUUACUACUAAUAGAUUUUGGUAAUUAGCAACAACUUAAUAGUAAAAGGUGCUCUGUAUAAAAUUGAGACCACUAUAACUCUCAAGGCAAAGUUGUUUUAUCAAAGACUUGAACAUAUCAACCUUUACAUCAUAAUUCACACGAUUCUACCACUUUAAAACAUGUUACAAGCAUCAAUAAGAUAAGGAGGAGCAGCCCAUCUUAACCUGGAAGAGCAAGCUAUAUAUAUAGGCUAACUAAUGUAAUUUUCCACUUAAGAAGUUCCAUCUAUAUUAUGCCCAUCCCAUCAACAUCUUCCUGACUCCUUCCUCGAUCUUGCUUCUUGGAACCGAAGACCCAGCUCCUUCAUCAAGCAUCACUCUAUACACUUCCCAUUCUCGAUCUCCAAUCAAAUGGCGUCUGAUUUCUGCC